UUGGAGAGAACAAAAAAUUGACACUACUCAGUAUGAAGAAGAAAGAAAUAGUACUAUUAAUGAAGAUAGUAUACGAACGAUUGGGUGGGAUGAAAAUUCCAUAGAUAUAAAAGAAAGAUCAAUUGAAAUUGAAGCUGAAGAAAAUAAAGAAAACAAUGGUAAUUUUGAAUACUCAAACGAAAUUGCAUAUAGAGAAUGGGAACAAGAACAAGAUAUAGAUUCUAAUAGUAUGGAGGAUAUAGAAGAUGAA
Molecule: messenger RNA, 250 nt
Organism: Ambispora leptoticha
Lineage: Eukaryota; Fungi; Glomeromycota; Glomeromycetes; Archaeosporales; Ambisporaceae
Source: the annotation of a GenBank genome assembly